UUGAGAUUGAUCUGUAUACAGAGCAUGUCUGCUUAUCGAGACUGUCGUACGGUGUCGCUUGGAGAUUCUGAUAUCAAAGACGCAGGCAUGCUGUUAAUCAAAGUAGCCGGUGUGAACAGACGUAAAAGUCAGAAUAACGACGUGUCUGACUAUUUGCGUGAGGCCAUCAGACAGGGACGUAUUGACUGGUGUAGACAGCUUUUAGCUCGUGGAGUUUCUGUAGAUGAUAUGGAUUGUGCUGGACGAACACUUCUUCAUGAAGCGAGUUCUAGUGGUCAUCUUGACAUCGUCAAGUUACUCCUAGACACAGGAGCUACUCGACUCAUAAACGCUCGUGCAAUUGGUGGUGACACGGCAUGUCAUCUCGCUGCAAGGUGCGGUUUCGGUCCUGUUGUGAAGACGUUGGUAGAGGCAGGAGCAGAUAUGGAAAUGAAAAGCAGCAGAGGUCGAGAUGUUCGACAGGAAGCUAUUGCUUUUGACCAUCAGCGGACAGCUGCCCUAGUUGAUAGUCUCUUUGACAACCACAACACCUAGACAACUGUGUGGUUUGACUAUUUGAAAUUCACUAGAUGAUAUAUACGGCAUGAUACGC
Molecule: messenger RNA, 592 nt
Organism: Corticium candelabrum
Lineage: Eukaryota; Metazoa; Porifera; Homoscleromorpha; Homosclerophorida; Plakinidae
Product: osteoclast-stimulating factor 1-like
Exons: 1
Coding region: 25-534 (169 amino acids)
Biological process (GO): protein K6-linked ubiquitination
Cellular component (GO): BRCA1-BARD1 complex; BRCA1-A complex
Molecular function (GO): protein binding; ubiquitin-protein transferase activity
Source: RefSeq, a predicted model, not a curated record